CCUGUGUUUUGUUCUUUAUUUUAUUUACACGCUUUGGUUAAUCUUAAGAUCUUAGUAUUCGCACCGUUUAAUUGAUUGUAUAAAGCUUUGGGUUUUUCAUCUUUGGAGAUUUGGAAUUGAAAUGUAGGGAAAAAGUUAGCUCUUGCUUUUUUUUAAGAAAGUUUCUUUUAAAUUUUGAUCGGGAAACAAGUUAGAAAUACGAAAGAAUCGAUAGACAAUUUUUUUUCGGUCGAAGAUAGUGAUUUGGGCUUUCAUUUUUCUAUUGGAGGCAUUUGAAGUAGACCAAUUUAUUCACACAACCCUAUUUUAUGAUUUGCGCCUUUGAUUAUCAUAAUUCUGCACAAAUAGGAGAUUAGAAACCCAAUGUUAAUAGCUUUCAAAACUUCCUAUUUAAUUUAGGUUCAAGGGAAAUUUGUUCUUCCAAAUUGGUUUACUUUACAGUUUGUCCAUGGACUUGCUUCUAGAGUGAAAGAAAAAAAAGGAUCUUCUUUGGGCGGCCAUCCGCCAUCGACGACGGAGGGGUCCGUCGGCGGUGCCUGCUUGGAAGCUUUGAGUUGAAAAAAGUUCAUAAUUUAAUUUGUUUUCCAAAGUUUCUAUGGUUUUCCUCGAACUUUAACCUACCAAAGUUAGAAUAGAGUAGGACGAUGAUGUGCGUUAAAAAUAGUAACUUUUUUUUUUCACCGUUACCAAUGAGCUUUGGGGACAAAAGGGUAAUUAACUUUGCGGAUUAGGUUUAACUGGGGUGUUAUUGCAAUUAAUUUGAUACGGAAACCCCAUGUCAGUCAACUAGUUUUUGCCUUAUUGAAGUCGAGUCGGCGGAAAGUUGCCGCUAACUAAUGCCAAAUUUAGGGAACAGUUACUGUUUCCUAAAAAAAUAUUUCUUUUUGUAUUUUUAUGCUAUUUUCAAUGUAUUAAAUAUCAUCAUAUGGUAAAUCGAUACACAUAAAAGAAACCCCUUGUGUAAUGUGGGUGCUGUCAUUGGGUGCAAAAACUUUGGGCCCUUUUGGUUAGAAAUUGAGAAUCAAAACUUUGCAGUGGGACUUCAUCUAUUUUGUCCUUAUUUUGGUCCUUCAUAUGUCUUCUGUGUAUAAAGUUGCUUGUUAAUCUCUUAUAGCAGUGCGCCAUAUAUAAUUCUUUAUGGUCAUUGUUCUGUUUUGAAGAUCAAUAGUGUUGCAGUCAGAGCAGAUCCAUGGCCUUUGAGCAAUAUUAUGCUCAGGAAUGGAAGACGAUCCCCAGUGAUUCAACAUCCGAGAACUUCAAUGGUAGCUUCGACUGCAAUAUCUGUUUGGACUUUGCGCAUGAACCGAUCGUCACUCUCUGCGGGCACCUCUACUGCUGGCCCUGCAUCUAUAAGUGGCUGCACGUCCAGAGUGCCUCACUUGCCCCAGAUGAGCACCCACAGUGCCCAGUUUGCAAAGCUGAUAUAUCCCACACCACCAUGGUUCCCCUUUACGGUCGAGGCCAAUCCGAAUCUGAGCUCCAAGGCAAGCAGACACUUUAUAGAGGCAUGGUGAUUCCCCCUAGACCUCCAGCUUGUGGCAACAAAGCUCUUUUAUCAACUACAUCCCCCAGCAGUCAGCAACUUCCUUAUCGAAAUCCUUACCAGAACGAAAGCUACAACCGCCAUGCUCACAACGAAGAGGGUUCAUCGGUACCGCCAUUGCUUAACCUGGGAGGCACCGCGGUGACCGGAUUCCAUCAUCCGGUAGUGGGGAUGUUUGGGGAAAUGGUAUAUGCAAGGGUAUUCGGGAAUUCAGAAAGCUUAUACACUUACCCAAACUCGUAUUACCUGACGGGAAGUAGUAGCCCCAGGUUGAGAAGGCAUGAGAUGCAGGCUGACAGGUCACUGAAUAGAAUCUCCAUUUUCCUAUUUUGUUGUUUCCUUUUGUGCCUUAUCGUAUUUUGAGUUUUUCUUUGUAUUCUUGUAAAAAAAAACCAUAACCAGGAUGUAAAACCUAUGCUAUAUAGCCUUGUAGGUAGGUGAGAAUGAGACAUCAUAUAUACACAUAUUAGAUUUUAUCUGAAA
This is a messenger RNA of Gossypium raimondii (Peruvian cotton), 2026 nucleotides long. RefSeq names its product E3 ubiquitin-protein ligase RMA1H1. Gene Ontology annotation, cellular component: endoplasmic reticulum. The record is from RefSeq and is a predicted model, not a curated record. Bases 1190 to 1906 code for a protein of 238 amino acids. The transcript is spliced from 2 exons. Gene Ontology annotation, molecular function: ubiquitin-like protein conjugating enzyme binding; metal ion binding; ubiquitin protein ligase activity. Gene Ontology annotation, biological process: ubiquitin-dependent protein catabolic process. NCBI's taxonomy places the organism in Eukaryota, Viridiplantae, Streptophyta, Magnoliopsida, Malvales, Malvaceae.